AAAAGUUGUCUACAGCCUGACUAUUACAGAUAUAAAAAAAAAAACUGAAAAUGUUUAAAACGUUUUACGUUUUUUGCGCCUUAGCUGCACUUGCACUGCCUGGGAAAUUAGCACUGCCAGCGCCACUAAAAGAGUAUUAUACACUAGACGACAUCGGACAAGAAAGAACUAGGAGCCUGUAUUAUCCUGCGGCGGCCACUUUUGCCGUGAUUGAACCUUAUGGGUACAUUUCCAAUGGUGUUGCUCGGGCUGCGAAAGAUUGCAUGCCAGCAGUCCCGAGUAAUCCCGGGCCUACUUUAAGUUUCGAAGAACAAAAGAAGGAGUUCGAUAGGAUUCUUAAGGAGACACCAAAUUUAUUGACUUCAAUUACUGGCGGAGGUUUAGGAUGAGUCGAAUAUACAGGACAACCGAAUAUUCUAUAGACGUAGAACGACUAUGUAUUUUUGGAAUAAACAUUAGUUAAUUGAU
Molecule: messenger RNA, 468 nt
Organism: Sitophilus oryzae (rice weevil)
Lineage: Eukaryota; Metazoa; Arthropoda; Insecta; Coleoptera; Curculionidae
Exons: 2
Coding region: 51-389 (112 amino acids)
Source: RefSeq, a predicted model, not a curated record